CAUUAUGCUAAAAUUCCUAUUACACUUUAGUUUUAUGAUACAUCAAUGUUACAAUGCGGAUUUAAAUGUCACUUUUAAUGAACAUGGCUUUGAACAACCAAGUUGGGAAGAUAUUAAAUCUUCCCAUCAAUUCGAAAGAAAUUCUUUGGAUACAGUUAGCGCCCAAUCUAGAAAAAAAUCUUAUGAUUUAUCAGAUCAAGAGUAUGAGGGUAUUGUCAAGUAUAUAAAGGUCAGCAAUGUGCCAAAUUUUUGCAGGAUCAAUCCGUUUUUGUACCACCCCAUUUAACCCAAGAAGAUAUUGAGAGAAAAUUGACUGAAGCAUUUAGAGUAAUUUCUUAUUCAAGAGAUCUCAGUUCAAACUGUGAAGUUUAUGCACUGCCAAGUCUAUGUUAUAGCACAUUUCCUAUAUGCAGAACCCCGGAUAUUACAAAUGCAAUGUACUUUAAUGAAAAAAGUAAAUCUUGGGGAAAUAAUAAAUAUGUUAAUCAAAAUUCUAGUGACAAUUUUAAUGGAAAAUCAAAAGGAUAUGUUCCAUCUCGCAGUACAGUACCUUUGCGUAGAAUUUGCAAAAAGGAUUGUGAAAUACUGGAAAAUGAGCUGUGCCAAAAAGAGUAUUCUAUAGCAAAGAGACAUCCUCAUAUAGGUCAACAAUUAACUCUUGAAGAAUGUGUAAAUCUUCCGAAUGAUUCUAAUGACUGCUUGGAAUUAGGAAUUAAACCUGAUGUUAUACCUGAUGAUUGGUGUUAUUGGGAAAAUGGAGAAAAAUAUCGGGGUACUGCACAGACAACCGUUAGUGGAAAAAUGUGUAUGAAAUGGGGUAAUGUUACUGCAGGAAGAUUUCCUCACGAGUUACCCAAUUUUCCAGAAUUAGCAGGUGCUCAUAAUUAUUGCAGAAAUCCGGGUGGUUCUAGUAGUUUACCUUGGUGUUAUAAUAUCAAAAUGGAAAAAGAGGUUUGCAAUGUGCCACAAUGUGCACCUAGACUAUGGUUCUAUAUUGCUGCCGUUAUGAUCUCCUUGACUGCACUAUUAUUGCUUACUCUGUUUUGUUAUUGGUGCAAAAAAUACAAAAGAAACAGUAAUACUGAUAAUAUACAAAAUAUAAAUUUGCCUAAUGUUGAUAAGAACAUUUAUGGAAAUUCACGGUUAAACUCACCUAUUGAAAUGAGCUCUUUAUUGACUGCUGUUAAUACGCCACCAGGACGAAGCACAGUGAAUCGAGUAUCACAAUAUAAUUUGCAAGAUGUCAAGUUUAUUGAAGAAUUAGGGGAAGGAGCAUUUGGCAAAGUAUACAAGGGAGAAUUAUCCAAGCAUGAUGGCACAAAAUUAUUUGUGGCAGUAAAGGCUUUAAAAGAGAACGCUUCUGUUAAGACGCAAACAGAUUUUCGAAGAGAAAUUGAUCUCAUAACAGACUUACGUCAUGACAAUAUUGUGUGUAUUUUAGGAGUGGUAUUAAAACAAGAACCUUUAUGUAUGUUAUUUGAAUAUAUGACUCAAGGCGAUUUGCAUGAGUUUUUGAUAGCUAACUCACCAAACGAAGGCAAAAGUUUAUCUUCUGUGCAGUUUAUACAGAUUGCAAUGCAAAUUGCAAAUGGAAUGGAAUAUCUUGCAGGACAUCAUUAUGUACACAGGGAUUUGGCAGCUCGAAACUGUUUAGUGGGUGAUAACUUAUCUGUAAAAAUUUCAGAUUUUGGUUUGUCACGAGAUAUCUAUAGUUCAGAUUAUUAUAGAGUACAGUCCAAAUCGUUAUUGCCUGUCCGAUGGAUGCCACCUGAAUCAAUUUUGUAUGGCAAAUUUACAACAGAGAGUGAUGUAUGGUCAUAUGGUGUUGUGUUAUGGGAAAUUUACAGCUAUGGCUUACAACCCUAUUAUGGAUAUAGUAAUCAAGAAGUAAUCAACAUGGUUAGGGCGAGGCAAUUAUUACCUUGUCCAGACAAUUGUCCAACUUUAGCUUAUAGCUUAAUGGUUGAAUGUUGGCAUGAGCAAGCAGUAAGGAGGCCAGGAUUUGCUGAAAUUGGGCACAGACUCAAAUUAUGGCAUCAGACACAACGUAGGGGUUGAUUAAUUGGCGUUCUUCAGCAAUAGUAUAAAUAAAGUUGGAUGCAUAAUUUGGCAUUUUUUAGAUCAUAAAAGAUAGUAAGUA
Molecule: messenger RNA, 2140 nt
Organism: Ctenocephalides felis (cat flea)
Lineage: Eukaryota; Metazoa; Arthropoda; Insecta; Siphonaptera; Pulicidae
Product: tyrosine-protein kinase transmembrane receptor Ror-like
Exons: 12
Coding region: 436-2058 (540 amino acids)
Biological process (GO): multicellular organism development; protein phosphorylation; positive regulation of kinase activity
Cellular component (GO): signaling receptor complex; membrane
Molecular function (GO): protein binding; transmembrane receptor protein tyrosine kinase activity; ATP binding
Source: RefSeq, a predicted model, not a curated record